Ilex paraguariensis (yerba mate) is the source of this 791-nucleotide messenger RNA. NCBI's taxonomy places the organism in Eukaryota, Viridiplantae, Streptophyta, Magnoliopsida, Aquifoliales, Aquifoliaceae. The record is from the annotation of a GenBank genome assembly.
CUUGUAGCCAUUCGGGGUUACUUGAAGAAGGGAAGAAGUAUUUUCAAUUGAUGAGAAGAGAGUUGCGGAUUGCACCAAAACUAAGUAAUUAUGCAUGUAUGGUGGAUCUUCUUGGUCGUGCAGGAGAACUUUCUGAAGCAGAAGAGCUCAUAGAAUCUAUGCCAGUGAGACCUGAUACAAGUAUAUGGGGGUCUUUGCUCGGAGCAUGCCGAGUUCAUAGUAAUCUAGAUUUAGCUGAAAGAAUUGCAGAUCAUAUUUUUCAGCUGGACCCCUUUCAUGCUGGCUAUCAUGUCCUACUCUCCAACAUUUAUGCUGCCAAAUCUAGGUGGAAUGAUGUCGAGAAGGUUAGGAUGAUGAUGACUAGAAGAGGUGCCAAUAAAGUUCAGGGAAUCAGUUUGAUAGAGCUAAACAAUCUGGUUCACAAAUUCGGAGUUGGCGAUAGAUCACAUCCUCAAUCAGAGAAGAUUUAUGCUCUCCUUGAGGAGUUGGCGGGUCCAAUGAAACGCCUGGGUUAUGUCCCCUUGACAGAUUUUGUUCUUCAUGACAUUGAAGAUGAGGCAAAAGAAGUGGCACUUUCCUACCAUAGUGAGAGGCUGGCAAUUGCAUUUGGUCUCAUCAAUACUAGUCCAGGGACUACUCUUCGAAUUACAAAGAAUCUAAGGAUCUGUGGAGACUGUCAUAAUGCGAUUAAGUUCAUCUCAAGGAUUGUGAAUCGAGUCAUCAUUGUCAGGGACAUGCACCGGUUUCACCAUUUUGAAAAUGGAGUUUGUUCUUGUGGUGACUACUGGUAA